Molecule: messenger RNA, 3768 nt
Organism: Rotaria sp. Silwood2
Lineage: Eukaryota; Metazoa; Rotifera; Eurotatoria; Philodinida; Philodinidae
Source: the annotation of a GenBank genome assembly
AUGCUCGAUGUUACUUCAUCAGCAUCGACUUCUUUAAAUAAAUCAACAAUAGAAACGUUAAAUCGUUCAAUAUCUCAAAUACCUAUGAAUGAAAAACGACGAAAUUAUCGAUUUUAUGCAGGAGAUCCUGCAAUUCAUCCAGCUGAAAAACGAUUGUAUGCAAAUGGAGAUUUCGAAGGAACACCACUUCAUGUUUCCGGAUCUGUAGAUCCACGUGAUAUAACACGAUUUGAUCGAUCAUAUUAUGAUUUACCUGUACCAAAAUUUAAACUCGAUCGUUGUUGGGUUGGUACAAUUCCAGCUAAAGAAGUAACAUUUCGAAAUUUAAAUGAUAAUAUAACAAAAACAUUUUUAACUGAUAUGUGUAAACGUUUUGGUGAAAUUGAUGAUUGUAGAAUAUAUUAUGAUCGACAAACAAAGAAACAUCUUGGAUUAGGAACAGUAAUUUUUAAAACAACAAAAUCUGCACGUGAAUGUGUUAAUGCAUUAAAUAUGACAACUAAAAUGGGUAGUAUUAUAUCUGUAUCAUUAGAAACGUCUGGUCAAGAACGUACUAAACAAUAUGCAACUAUGAUACGUGCACAAGAACAAGAAAAAGCUGCACAAGAAAAAGCAUUAGCUGCAUCAGCUGCUGCUUCUCCACCACCACCAUCCAUUGAUUUAAAUCUUAAUAAUAAACAAACAGAAAAAUCUCAUAUGUCUAUGAAAUUAUCUACGAAUCAUAAAGUAACAAAUCAUUUAUCUCAAUCAUCAAAUUCAUAUUCAACACAAAAUCAUUAUCGUACAACAAAAUAUUCUUCAACAUCAACUCGAUAUGAUUCACGUGGUCAUCAUUCCGUUAAUGAUAGUUCUGAACAAUUUUCAUUUGAUCCAUAUGGUUCAUUUGGUAAUAAUAGUAAUAAUUAUAAAUCAUCAUCUCAUCGAUCUCGUCAUCGAUCACAUAAUCCUCGUCCAUAUUCACAACAAAAUCGACGAAGACGAAAAACUAGUAGUAGUACAACAUCAUCAUCAACAUCUCGUUCAUCAUCAUCAUCAUCAUCAUCAAGUUCAAGUUCAACAUCAAGAUCAUAUUCAUCAUCAACAUCAAGAUCAAGUUAUUCAUCAAGUAAUAGUCCAAAUCGAAAAUUAUCAAAUGAUUCUCGAAUAAUAAAUUCCAAACAACAAAAUGAUGAUGAAGAUCAACGUCCAAGUUUAGAUGAACGUAUUGCAGCUUUAUUUCAACAGCAACAACAACAACAAACGACUAUUCCAACAUCUAUACCGACGAAACCUCAUCAUCGUCCAUUACCAUUACCAAAUGCUCAACUUCAAACACUUUUUUCUUAUCCACCACCACCAUUACCAACACCAUUAACAAAUGUUGUUGGUAGUCAUCAUCAUCAUCAACAAUCUUAUGGUGUUGUUAAUAAUUUUAAUUUUUUUGGUAAUUCAUUUCCACCAGCAUCAUUUUUAAAUUCAACUGGUGGAACUAAUUGGCAAGAUAUGUUUAAACAACCACCACCACCAUCAUCAUCAUCAUCAUCAUCAACAACAACAACAACAACAACAACAAUAAAUAAUCAAUCAUAUAAUACAUCAAAUGGUCUUCAACCACAUCCAAAUGAUAGUACUGAUGAACGUGAAAGAAAAACAAAUGAUUUAACAACAGCUGUAUCAAAUAUUGUAACAGGAGAAUUAGUUGAAAUACUUCGAAAAGAUUUAGCUAAAAAACUUAUUGAAACAUUAGUUUAUAAAUCUAUUGAAACAUGGUAUGAUAAUGAAGAAAGAAAAGAUAAAAUAAGAAAAAUAAAAUCAUCUGAAAAUUCUCUUAAUGAACAAAUAUCUUCUAAUAAUGAACAGUCAAAUCAAUUACAUCAUUCAUUAUCAAAUCCAUCAUUAGAACGAACACCAGAUGAAACGCCUAAUCCAUUGACAGUACCACUACAUAAUUCUUCUUCAUCAUCAACAAACUUAUCAACAUAUUUUGAACAUAUGAAAGAUAGUGUAGGUUCAUCUAUACGGUCACAAAUGCCAAAGAUACCUUCAUUUAAAAAACGAACCAUUCCAAAUGAAAAACCAACUCUUCCACAAAAACCAACAAAACCAAUUGAAAAGAAAGAAGAAGAACAACAACAACCACGAAAAAUAUCUCAAAAACGUUUAAGUUCUAGUAGUAGUGAUUCACAUAUGACACCUGAAAAUGAUGAUAGUCAAAGUCGAGAUUCUGUUUCAAUACCUAAUGAAGAUAUAUCAUCAUCAGAUACAAAAACUGAUAAUAAAACUUCUAUUGAUCAUCCAACACUUGAAGAAGAAGAAGGAGAAAUUAAAGAUGAGGACAAUGAAGAAGAACAGAAUAAUUCGAAUCAGAUGGAUACUGAACUAGAACCCCAACCACCACCAUCAACCACAACACCGCCAACUAUAAUACCAUCACCACCUCCACGAGCAUCGACACCACCAAUACUACCACCAGAAUCGACACCACCAGUAUUGACACCACCAGUAUCGACAUCACCGAUAAAGAAAAUCUCGAAUAAAAACAUCAUUAAACAGAAUAAAAAACCUGGCCCAACAAAAAAACGAAAAAUGGAACAAAUUAAAAGUGAACCAAUACAAGAACAAGAUGAUAUUGAGAAUAGUACAUUAGCAAAACGAAAGAAAAGUGCAUCAAGUCUUAAUCAAGUAGCACAUAACAAUAAUUCAGAUACACAACCGACUCAAACAUUUAAUUUGCUUGAUAAUUUUUCUGAACAAGUACGAUUAUCAACUAAAUCUUAUAAUCCAUUUGCUUAUAUUGAAUUUGAACAUAAUUAUGCUAUUAUGGCAAAACAACCUGUACCAGUAGCUCAUCGAUUAACUAUUGAUGGUUUAAAUGAUAUGGGUAUUCAAUUUCCAAUAAUAAUUCCUCCAACACCAAAAUUUCCAGCACGUGCACAUGAUGAUGAAAUGCGUAUUAUGUAUGAACUUGAUCAAGGUGUUGAUGAAGAAGAUAUGUCGUAUCUUAAACAAAGUUUUCAAAGGUUAUGUGAAGAAGGACAUUCAUGUACUACAAAAACACGUUGGGUUGAUCAUCCACCAAGUCGAGAUUCACCAUUUAUUAAACAACCACCACAAAAACAUCGAACAGGAUGUGCUAGAACAGAAGGCUAUUAUAAAAUAAUAAAAGACGAAAAAAUUCCUCGUUUAAAAACAUCUGAUGAUUCUCAAAGUUUAUCUAUACUUCCACAAGCUAUGCUUGAUACAAGUCGUACAACUGGUGCCCAAAUGUCACGUGAACUUCGUAGUGAACAUCGAAGAAAUUUAUUAGCAUUAGGUGAUGCUGAAUUUGCUGAUCAUUUUAAAUUUAGUCAACUUAAAUUAAGAAAGAAACGUCUUCGUUAUGCUAAAUCAAGUAUACAUGCAUGGGGUUUAUUUGCUUGUGAACCAAUUGCAAUGGAAGAUAUGGUUAUUGAAUAUGUUGGUGAAACAAUUCGACAAAGUAUUGGUGAUCUACGUGAAAAACAAUAUGAAUUAGAAGGAAUUAAUUCGAAUUAUAUGUUUCGUGUUGAUUCCGAUACAAUUGUUGAUGCAACUAAAUGUGGAAAUCUUGCACGAUUUAUUAAUCAUAGUUGUGAUCCAAAUUGUUAUGCAAAAAUAAUUCCUGUUGAGUCACAAAAGAAAAUAGUUAUCUAUUCAAAACGUGAUAUACGUCUUGGAGAAGAAAUAACAUAUGAUUAUAAAUUUCCACUUGAAGAACAAAAAAUUCCAUGUUGUUGUGGUGCGCCAACAUGUCGUGGUUCACUAAAUUAA